CUCCCUUGCAUCGAGCCAACGUGUUGGUUCUGUAGCCCGACUGGCGAACCCCCCGAUACCACCCUUCGGAAGCUUCCCUUUGACCAAAAAACCGCAACCAUGGCGUCCGGCGCAGGCGGGUCCUACAACAACCCCCUCAAGAAGUUCAAGCUUGUCUUUUUAGGCGAGCAGAGCGGUAUGUAUCCUGCAUUCUGUCUUGUUCGAUGUGGCAAGCCAUUGAUACAUUUCCGGGCGAGGGACGAGGAACCACUGUCUAAUACAUUGCAGACCAUGUACCUUGAGGACCGGACAGUGAGAUUACAACUUUGGGAUACCGCCGGACAGGAACGUUUCCGCAGUCUGAUUCCCUCGUACAUUCGCGAUUCCAGCGUCGCAGUCGUUGUCUACGACAUUUCAAAUGCGAAAUCCUUCCAAAACACCAAGAAGUGGAUCGACGAUGUGCGCGCCGAGAGAGGAAACGACGUCAUCAUUGUCCUCGUGGGCAACAAGACGGAUUUGAACGACAAGCGCGAAGUGACGACGCAGCAGGGCGAGGAGGAGGCCAAGAAGAACAACCUCAUGUUCGUUGAGACUAGCGCGAAGCUGGGACACAAUGUCAAGACGCUGUUCAAGAGAAUAGCCCAGGCUCUUCCAGGCAUGGAGGGAACGGAUGCUGCCGCGCAAGCUUCAAGCCAGAUGAUCGAUGUCAAGACGACCCCCGCCCAAUCAUCGCAAGAGGGAUGCGCGUGCUAG
Messenger RNA from Colletotrichum tamarilloi, 732 nucleotides. RefSeq names its product Ras family protein. The annotation marks the transcript as partial. The record is from RefSeq and is a predicted model, not a curated record. The transcript is spliced from 5 exons. NCBI's taxonomy places the organism in Eukaryota, Fungi, Ascomycota, Sordariomycetes, Glomerellales, Glomerellaceae. Gene Ontology annotation, biological process: vesicle-mediated transport. Gene Ontology annotation, molecular function: GTP binding; GTPase activity.